This is a messenger RNA of Peronospora belbahrii, 7161 nucleotides long. The record is from the annotation of a GenBank genome assembly. Lineage: Eukaryota; Oomycota; Peronosporomycetes; Peronosporales; Peronosporaceae.
AUGGCAACGCAGCGCGGCAAAAGCAAAGGAAACUUCCGCAAUCCAUAUAGUCGUGGUAAUGGAUCUGCAUGGGCUCGUAGCUCACAAGGUGCACGUGCAAAUGCUGCACGCUUACGUUCUGGUCGUGGUAUGACAGAGUCUAAAGCAUAUGCACUCAAGAAAGGGGAUGAAUUGGAUCGUAAGUUUGGGUUUUAUCUAUUAUCCGAGAUACUGGAACAAGAGGAAGAAGCACGUAAAAUGACCAACACUCUGAUGGAAGCUGAAGAUCGCACUAAGCUUGGCUGGCUGCUAAAUUUACGUGAAUGUACACUGCUUGACCCGAUUGAAGGCAAGAACGAAGUGAGUGGCCUCGAGUUGUACUUCUUAGAGCAAGAUGGAAAAGCAUUUAAGACGAGAAUUAUCUAUCGACCUUAUUUAUAUAUACGUCCUGAGACUAAUAGGUCACAGGAAGUGAUUGCAUACUGUCUUCGGAGGUUUGAAGGAUUUGUGGUCAAAGCAGAGCGCGUAUUUCGAGAAGAUUUGGACAUGGCUGACCAUUUAAACGGCAAGAAAGCAUUAUAUGUGAAGCUGAGCUUUGAUGUUGUGACAGAUUUAAUGAUAGUAAAAAGAGAAUUAGCUCCGAUUAUUGCUAGGAAUCAAGAAAGAUUGCAGAUCAGACAAGCUUAUGAGAUGCAGGGACAAAUAAAAGAGCAAGUAAACGAGAAUGAUUUGAUCUUUGGAGCUGAUGGAGAUAUCGCAAAAGGAGUUAUAACUGAUGAAAGUGAAACCUCAUUGCUAGAGAUGAGGGAAUAUGACGUUCCGUAUUCAAUGCGAGUGGCUAUUGAUCUUGAUAUUCGAGUAGGUGCGUGGUAUGUCGUGAAUUAUGAUCCGACAGCGCCGUAUUCACCGUCACAUGUGAGACGACAAAAAGAAAUGGUAGAUAAAGCGGAACCGGUAGUGUGUGCUUUUGAUAUUGAGUGUACCAAAGCACCAUUAAAAUUUCCAGAUGCACAAGUGGACCAGAUUUACAUGAUCUCGUAUAUGAUUGAUAAACAAGGAUAUUUGAUUGUGAAUCGAGAGUUUGUGUCGGAGGAUAUUCAAGAUUUUGAGUAUACGCCCAAGGUGGCCUACCCUGGACCUUUCAUUGUGUUUAACGAAGAGAAUGAAGAACAGUUAUUGAAGCGGUUUUUUGAACAUGUGAUAGAAGAGCAGCCGCAUAUUUUCGUGACGUAUAAUGGCGACUUUUUCGAUUGGCCGUUUAUUGAGGCGCGUGCACAAGUUCACGGAAUUAAUAUGGCGCGCGAAAUCGGCGUUUCUCUUGACGAGCGGAGUGGAGAGUACCGUGGACGUUGCAGUGUCCACAUGGAUGCGUUUUGCUGGGUAAAACGAGACUCAUAUCUGCCACAGGGAAGUCAGGGCUUAAAAGCCGUUACAAAGUACAAGUUGGGAUAUGAUCCAGUGGAGGUAGACGCAGAAGAUAUGGUUGCAUUGGCCCGUGACGAACCCUUAAAGAUGGCGUCGUAUUCGGUUUCCGAUGCUGUGGCAACGUUUUAUCUUUAUGAUAAGUACGUGCAUCUGUUUGUGUUUUCGUUGUGCACAAUCAUUCCUCUAGGAUCCGAAGAUGUGCUUCGAAAAGGUUCCGGAACACUUUGCGAAGCCUUGCUGAUGGUUGAAGCUUUUAAAGGCAACAUCAUUUGUCCUAAUAAGCAAAGCUUGGCCCGAGAAGAAAAAAUUCUACAAGGGGCACCUUACUUCUUGUAUGACUUCCAGUUGGUGCCAACUGCAUUCCAGCAGUUAAUUGACAAUAUUGACCGAGAUCUCGAGUUUUCUUUGGAGGUUGAGAUGAAUGUUCCACUUGACCGUGUCACGAAUUAUGAAGAUGUAAGAAAGGAUAUUGUGGACCGCCUUGCUGCGCUUCGUGAGCGGCCGAAUCGGAAGGAACAGCCGCUGAUUUAUCAUUUAGACGUGGCUGCCAUGUACCCAAAUAUUAUUCUUACGAACCGGUUGCAACCGUGCGCAAUUGUAAACGAGGCGGACUGCGCCGCGUGUACGUAUAAUACCGAGUGUGGCCGAGCAGCCAUCAAAGAAAAAGAUGCAUCUUGUCAGCGUGAAAUGGAUUGGGUAUGGCGCGGUGAUUUCUAUCCUGCCACACGACCGGAGUACUAUUCGAUCAAGACACAGAUUGAAUAUGAAAGCUUUUCUUUGAAAAAAAAAGGAGUCGGGAUGAACAAAGGAGUCGUGAUGAACCAGGACCCAGCUAAGAGGACCAACGAUGCCGGUUACACAGUGCCAUUUGCUCAACUUCCUCUUGACAAACAAGAACAACUCCUGAAACAUCGAUUCAAAUCCUAUUGUUCUAGUGUGUACAAGAAAACAAAGGUAACGGAGGAGCAACAACGAUCUGCAACCGUUUGCAUGCGUGAAAACCCAUUUUAUGUUAAUACUGUGCGUGCAUUUCGAGAUCGUCGCUACGAUUACAAGGGACUGACGAAGGUCUGGAAGAAAAAGGUGUCAGAAGCCGCCGUCGCAAAGGAUCUUUUGGCAAAAAUUGAUGCUCAAAACAAGUGUCUUGUGUACGACUCCCUUCAACUCGCGCACAAGUGUAUUUUGAACUCGUUCUACGGUUAUGUCAUGCGCAAGGGCGCGCGAUGGCACUCAAUGGAGAUGGCCGGCAUCGUGACGCAUACAGGUUCUAACAUUAUCACUGGUGCUCGUGAGCUGGUAGAGCAAAUUGGACGACCGUUAGAGCUGGAUACCGAUGGCAUUUGGGCCAUCCUUCCUAAAUCGUUUCCUGAAACCUUUUCUUUCAAGCUUAAGGAUGGUGGAAGUAGGAGCAUUUCGUAUCCGUGUGUGAUGCUGAAUGCAGAUGUGCACGCCAAGUUUACGAAUUCGCAAUAUCACGAGCUUGACCCGUCUUCAGGGAAGUAUAACUCACACAAGGAGUGCUCAAUUAUGUUUGAAGUGGAUGGCCCGUACAAGGCAAUGGUUCUUCCUGCUUCUACAGAAGAGGGAAAACUAUUAAAAAAGCGUUAUGCAGUUUUUAACUUUGACAAUUCGCUUGCUGAGCUUAAGGGGUUCGAACUCAAGCGACGUGGUGAGUUGCAGUUGAUUAAGGCAUUUCAGUCUCAAGUGUUUGAGCGUUUUCUUGACGGCAAAAGCCUGGAAGAGUGUUACGCCUCCGUUGCUAAAUGUGCGAAUCGCUGGCUGGAUGUGAUCGAUACUCGAGGCAAGUCGAUGGAUGAUGAAGAGUUGAUGGCGCUGAUUACGGAGAAGAAAAGCAUGUCUGGUAAGUUGGAUGAGUACGAAGGACAGAAGUCUACAUCUAUUACUACAGCUCGGCGGUUGGGGGAGUUUUUAGGAGAAGAAAUGAUUAAGGACAAGGGUCUCACCUGUAAAAUGAUCAUCGCUGCACGUCCUUAUGGUGAGAAGGUGACGGAGCGGGCUAUUCCGACUGCUAUCUUUGCAACAGAAGACGCUGUCAAACGACAUUUCUUGAAGAAAUGGUUGAAAGACCCACACUUGCAGGAUUAUGACAUUCGGACGCUUCUUGACUGGGAUUACUACCGUACGCGUUUUGCGUCGACAGUGCAAAAGAUUAUUUCACUUCCGGCUGCUUUCCAGAAUGUGCGGAAUCCUGUGCCUCGCAUUGAGCUGCCAGACUGGAUGAGAAAACAAGUUCGCGAAAAAAAUGCCAAGCACCAGCAGGGCAACAUGAAGCAGUAUUACAAGGCUGCAACCAAGGACACUGACAAUGGAGACUACGUUGCCGAAAUGAUUGAUAUGGAGGAUUUGAUGAAAGGAAAUCAGCUUUUGCACUCACAAAAACUUCUGCCGCAUAAGCAGGGUAAGAAAGCAAGUGGCGGUGGCGAUAGCCGCACAAGUCUAAUCGAAAAAAAUGAUGAUAAGGAUGCGGAAGGCGUGCCUGCAGUAAAAGUAAAGCUUGGAGACGUACCGUUUACUAAUUGGUUGAUGACUAGAAAGAAGAAGUGGAAGAAUAUGCUCGGAAAGCGGAGACGGGAACGGAAAGAUCGCUUGCGAAAUUAUAGCGGCGCUGGAGAAUUUGGCAUGGCGAGCGGUGGACACGGCAGCACGAAACGCUUUCAGAGCGGACCAAACAGUGCACUGGAUCCAAAGAGCAACGGUGUUGGUAUGGAAAACUUUGUCUUUAACGCAGCAAGUGCACUGCAGCGAGAAUAUUGGCAGAUUGUGGAAAUUCAGCAAGAGCAUGGUGGAAUAUUCACCUGCUGGAUUCUUACUGCACAUUCACAAAUGCUUCAGCGCAUUACGCUAAAGAUGCCUCGCGUGUUCUACAUUACUUGCGAGGAAUCGGAUCAUGAAAAUCUGUUGUCAUCGCUUCCAGGCUCACGGCGGGUCUCUCGGAUUGUGCCUCACUGUUCGUCGAAGCCCCAAUCAGUAUUAGAGGUAAUGUUGAGCGAGCGGCAGUACCAGCAGUAUCAGAAGGAAAUCAGCCAAAUUCUUGGCGAUCCGCAUGUGCGUGGUGUCUACGAGCUACAAGUGUCAGCUAUAACGCGAGCCGUUUGUGCACUUGGCUGCGUGGCCAAGGUUGUCAACCCGCACGUUUCUAUUACGAAGCAAGAGUACGAGUUGAGUGAUUUGCAGUUUCAAUCUACGGCUCAGGCACCAUAUCUCUUCAAUCUCCGGCACCCAUUAGCUCCAAAUGAAGUUGCAUCAUCACCUUCGUCUUCGCUGAUGCGACGAGUUUUGCUUUACUUUGCUCAGCAGAAGAAACGCGCCAUAUUGGGUUUGGUCGUGCUGAGAGAGAGUGAUGAUGACGCUAGUGCAGAGAUCUUAGGCAACGAGGGUGAUGCAAAUGUCUGGUACGUCGACCCGUUCUCCAACGUCAAGUCCCGAGGCUCCGAUUUGAAGCAUUUUUUCGAGGAGUUGCUUUUAGAGUGUCAAGAUGAAGGUAACAUAGCUCCCAUUCAAAGCUGCUCAUUCAAGACACACGUUGUGAAGACGGCGCAUGAAGCUUUUUCAGGUGUGAAUGCUGCCCUUGCGCAAUUGGCCUCAAAUAAACAGCUAGCUCCUAAACCGACGAUCGUAGUGGCGCAAACAUGUAUUCCCUCCAGCAAGCGACUCCGCGAGAAAAUACAGGGCCUUCACAGUUUUCCUGUUGCCAUGCUGCCGUGGAACGAAGAAGACACGUUAUUUCCAGCUCUCACAUGGCGUAAGAUAAUGGGAGAAAAGAUGCUUACCCGGUGUUGUGAAAUGAUACAAUACUACUUGGAUGUGCUUGACUGUGCGCGGUAUGCACACUUGCCUGUUGGCAACUUCACGGGGGACCACUCAAUUGCUAUUUUGGACACUCUUUAUUCACGCAUUUUAACCAAACACAAACAUCUCUGGUGGCAUUCGCCAACGUCCCUGCCAGAUCUUGGUGGUAAGGAGCAGGAACAGCAGUUCCAGCAGCUUUUCAGCCAAUCACUGCUCAUACCGGCACAGCAUUCAGUGCAACAAAAGAGCGAAGCAGUUUCACACGACCGGAUUGACACAUCUAUCGUCGUGUGCAAGAAAGGAUCAUACGUCGAUGUGUGCGUUGAGCUCGAGCUGGAUGGUCUUGCUAUCAAUGCGAUUCUCGUUGCGUCUCAAAUUCACAGCAUCGAAGGUUUAGGAGUUGCGCACCAGAUGGAGAUCGAUUUUGACGGUACUGGUGGUUCCACCUCUGCAGUAGCAGAAGGUGAUGCUGAAGAGAGCUGUCAUGAAGCGUUUCGGUUGCUCCGUAUCAUGGUGACGACGCUCUUUAAGGAUUUCCUGACCAGCCGCAACAAGUUUGCUGAUCAUGUGCUGCAGCAGUUCUAUCGCUGGCUCUGUUCACCAAACUCGCUGAGCUUUGACCCGGCGCUGCAAGCAAUGGUGAAGCGGUUAAUGGAAAAAUUGUUCCUACAACUACUUGCAGAGCUUCGUCGUCUGGGGUCUCAGAUCGUGUACGCUGACUUUAGCAAAAUUAUUGUGUGCACAAAGAAGAAGUUAGUACGUGACGCGCAGACCUACCUUGACUUUGUCUUGCAAACUGUGCGGUCCAACGAGCUUUUCCAGGUGCUCAAUUUUACGCCGAAGAAGUAUUACUCGAAUUUGUUCUUUUUGGAUGCGGAAAACUACGGCUGCAUUUUACUGAAGAACGUGGUACUAGAGGAGGAACAAGAGAAGGAAAGUGAACACGAUGUGGAAGGCAGUGACAAGAAGAAGCCUUUGGAAAUUGUGUCUCAUUGGAACAUUGCGAAUUAUUUGCCCCGCGGAGUUGACGAAUAUUUUCUUAUCUUAGUAGGUCAAUUCAUCCGUCGGCGAGCAGAAUUUCAGUACCGUGAGCAUCGACGACUCAGUAAAGGUGACGAUUACAAGCUCAACCCUGCUGAGGAUGCAGACGAGAAGCCUCUAGAUGAGGAUGAGAAGCAAUUGUCUCCACUUGCCAAGUACUCACAACGGCUUGUGUCGUCGUAUUUCUCGGAGAAGAUGCUGCGAUUGGUUCCAGAAAUACUAUCAUACAACAUGGACCGAGACAGCUUUCCCGUGUUUGCUGGAUCGCAUCUCGUCAUGGAGUCACCCGCUUUGGAGCUCGUGAAGUUUGUGACUUCAGUGUUUGUGCUGGAGCCGAGCGUAGAGACCCAAGUUGGCAAGAUGAGACGCACCCUGCUGAAGUUGUUGCGCAUAAGCGAAUUUUCUGACGAGGCGCAGUUUCGCAACCCGUCGCUGUCAUUCACAGUACAGGACGUCAUCUGCCUCUGCUGCAACUUGUGUCGGUCCAUUGAUUUAUGCCGUGACCCUCAGCUGUAUAAGCGUAGCGCAUCACGCUCAGAUGAUGAUGACGGAGGCGAAGAACAUGAAGAGGAUGCGGACACUUCCUCAGCUUGGCACUGUCCUCGAUGCUUUGCGUUGUACGACAAGACCGCAUUUGAACUGCGACUCGUAGAGAUGAUACAGGCGCAGUCGGUGGCGUACCAAUUGCAGGAUUUGUACUGCCGUAAGUGCCAUUUGCCAGCUGAGCACCAAAUGCGCGAGUACUGCCCAUGUUCAGGGACGUAUGCAUUGAUACCUGGGGUGCGUGAAUCGCUGAUGGAGACGCUGCGCCUAGUGAUGCGCAUUGCGCAACAACACAAGUUUGCAUGGCUUCUCGAAACUGUUGAGCGCCUGAUGUGCGAGACGGCUCAUCCAGGACUCAUGUAG